Belonocnema kinseyi is the source of this 621-nucleotide messenger RNA. RefSeq names its product regucalcin-like. Gene Ontology annotation, molecular function: calcium ion binding; gluconolactonase activity. The transcript has 4 exons. Bases 1 to 621 code for a protein of 206 amino acids. Gene Ontology annotation, biological process: L-ascorbic acid biosynthetic process. The record is from RefSeq and is a predicted model, not a curated record. NCBI's taxonomy places the organism in Eukaryota, Metazoa, Arthropoda, Insecta, Hymenoptera, Cynipidae.
AUGGACAUAGGAUGUCCGACGCUUAGAAUAGGUGAAUCCGUUUCGGGAAGUAUGAGGUCCUACCAUAGAAAUUGUAUUUACCCGCAACUUAAAGAACAACCGCUUGAAGAUAUUGAUGUGAGCAAUGGACUCGUGUGGAAGCUUACUGAUAAGACCAAACUCUAUAUCAUCGAUGGUAUGAAUAAUAGAAUCAUAUCAUACAAUUAUAACGUGAGACAAAGAAGGAUUGUUGCGAAGACUGAUGUCGUCUUUGACUUGUCAGAAUGGGUUGAAGGCCUGGAACAUCCUCUCUAUAAUGACCAUGCCAUGCUAGGUCGCAUGGCAAUUGAUAACAGAGGUCGGCUCUAUGUGCCUCUUAAGGGAGGUUCACAUGUACUUCAAAUUCAACCACGUUCUAAUUAUAAAGUGCAGCGCAUUAUUCGCAUACCUGCAGUAAAAGUCAGCACUUGCGCUAUUGGAGACAUGAACAUGAAUAUUUUAUACGUAUCAACACUGGCGUGUGGUCCUCGUGACGCAUGUCCACCCAACGAUCAGGGUGGUAGGAUUUUCGCCGCCUUUAUCGUUAGCGACUCGUUUUCACUCGACGCAAUGCCAUUCGUGAUGCCUGUGGGAACUCUGUGA